Messenger RNA from Nicotiana attenuata, 1380 nucleotides. Its product is annotated as flagellar attachment zone protein 1-like. Bases 1 to 1380 code for a protein of 459 amino acids. The record is from RefSeq and is a predicted model, not a curated record. The transcript has 5 exons. NCBI's taxonomy places the organism in Eukaryota, Viridiplantae, Streptophyta, Magnoliopsida, Solanales, Solanaceae.
AUGACGAGCUUCCGCAAGCAAAGGAGGACUGCAAGUGGGAUUCCUUCCUCCGAGGAGGACAUCACCACGUACAAAGCGGGAUACUUAAGCGUAUACGCCUAUACAUUCACGCUGGGUCCUGUAAUUCCGGCUCCGGGUCUUGCGGACGCUGUUGCUAUGCGGCCGGCUGUGGCUCGAAGGUCCAAGGCCGAUACGACGGCUUUAUCUCCGAAAAUGGCCCAAUUCCUUUGGGAUCUGGAGGAAGAAGAAGAUGACAACUGCCUGCUCAUAUCUCGUAAAAGAGGAAAUCGCGGUGCCUCGAAGUCCGUCGAGCCGGAACCUCGUCUAGAAGGCCAUUUGGAGGGCGAGGCCGAACGGCCCGAUCCCGAGCCUCUUCAAAUAAAAGAGAAUGCCCCUAGUGGAUCACUUGGGGUAAUCAAUGUGGAUGGCUCACCGCCUGGCCCCGAGUUCUCCGAGGGGAAAAUUCGAGAUGCUCAUAAUAUGAGGUCUUCUGAAGUGGAAGCGAGCCACGAAAGACAUGCCAUCUUUCGAGAUUGCCUGGCAGGGCUCGAAGAUGGCCUUGACCCAGAUGCUCCCUUCAUUUUUGAUGAGGCUCGUCGACUCUUCAAACAAGCUGUGGUACUCCAUAAAAAGGCAUUUUCCAAGUCUCGAACUAAUCUUGCUCGAUGUGAGGCUGAGCUUAAGAAGAUUUCAAAGGAGAGGGACGAUCUUAAGACCUUCUAUGUCAAGAAAGAGAUGGAGAUCAGUGAUCUACGAAUUGAAUUGAUGCAGGCUUGCCAAGGACGAGUCAAGUAUGUUGAGAAGUUUUAUCAGGAGGCCGACUUGGUGGCGCAACUUCGGGAGGAGCUUAAGAUGAAAGAGGCCAAGACCUUGGGGUGCAGGCAAGGUAUGGACAAUCUAGCUUCUGAGAAGGAAACUCUUCGAGAGCAGCUGGAUUCACUCGAACGUCAAUUUCAGAGUGUGAAAGAGGAGAUCCUAGCUCGUUACCGCAAAAUCGGGGAGCUUAAAGCUAAAUCUGCUGGCGAGUUGGCCAAGGCCAUAUCUGACACUGAGGCAAUUAUGUCUUCGUACCGAGGUGAUGCUGAAGUAGCCAAUGCUCAGGCCAAGGAGAUUUCUUCUGCAGCAGAAGUUAAGUUAUCGAGUGCACUUGAUCAUGCUAGACAACAAUCCCGGAGGGUAACCCUCGAGGAGGUACGUGCUUGCGGCUUCGAUCUCUCAGCCGAUAUCGAAAGGGAGAAGAUUUUAGAAGAAGAGGUUGCCACUCUGCUUUCCAAUGAAGGUGAUUCUUCCAGUGGCUCCGAGAGUGGAGGAGACAAAGUUGAAGUCUCCGAGGAUGAGGCUCUCGAAGAUGCGACUACCGAAGAUGUGACUUCGAAGUAG